Molecule: messenger RNA, 1275 nt
Organism: Schizosaccharomyces osmophilus
Lineage: Eukaryota; Fungi; Ascomycota; Schizosaccharomycetes; Schizosaccharomycetales; Schizosaccharomycetaceae
Gene: agn1
Product: cell wall glucan endo-1,3-alpha-glucosidase Agn1
Exons: 1
Coding region: 1-1275 (424 amino acids)
Molecular function (GO): glucan endo-1,3-alpha-glucosidase activity
Source: RefSeq, a predicted model, not a curated record
AUGAAAUUUAUACUAUUUGUCGCUCUGCUGGUUAUGAGUUUCACUAGCCUGGUUCAGGCUAGCAAGUUGGUUGUCGCACACUUCAUUGUUGGAAACACAUACCCAUAUACCGUUGAAAAUUGGGAACAAGACAUUAAGGAUGCUCAUUCAGCAGGAAUUGAUGGUUUCGCUUUAAACUUAGGUAGUGAUGCUUGGCAAGUCGAGCGUAUCAGUGAUGCCUACGAAGCAGCUGCUAGCGUAUCUUCAGAUUUUAAGCUUUUCUUAUCCUUUGAUAUGACCGUUAUGCCAGCAAAUUCGGAUUACAUUGAAGGACUAGUGAGAAGAUUUGCUAACAGCCCUAAUCAAUUAUGGUGGGAUAACAAAGUUUUUGUUUCGACCUUUUCUGGUGAAAGCGACUUUUUCGGAUACUCAGAUGUUAGUACCGGAUGGAAUUCUGCUAUAAAGGAACCACUAGAAUCUGCCGGAUAUCCUAUUUUCUUUGCUCCAAGUUGGACUUCCUUGGGAGGAGGAGCUUUACAACAAAGCGUAACCGAUGGCUUUGUUUCCUGGAACACAUGGCCUACAAGUUCUGCUGAUAUGAAUGCUAAUGAUGACCACUAUUACAAGCAAUUAGCGAAUUCUUUGGGUAAAAUUUACAUUGCACCUAUUUCACCAUGGUUUUAUACCCACUUAGCUUAUAAAAACUGGGCUUACAAAAGUGACUGGCUCUAUAUGGAUCGCUUGCAAGAAAUGUUGGAUGUUCAACCUGAUAUGAUUGAGGUUUUGACCUGGAAUGACUUUGGUGAGUCUCAUUAUAUCGGUAAGGUCCAAGGUGCUUUACCUUAUGGAUCUGAGGAUUAUGUUCAAGGCUUUGAUCACACUGCUUGGCGCCUUAUGAUGGCUCCAUAUAUUGCUGCUUAUAAAGAUGGAGCAACUAAACCCUAUAUCAACUUUGAGUCUCUCUUUUACUGGUAUAGACCUACUUCGAAGUACAGUGUACCUACUAAGGAUAGUGUUGGUUAUCCUUCUGGCGGUGAUUAUGAUGAAGACAAAAUUUUUGCUGUAGUGUAUCUGCUGCAGUCUGCUGAAAUCACCAUCUCGUGCGGUGAAAACAGCCAAACUUUCACUGGCAAUGCAGGUGUUAACCGUGUUUCUAUAAACAUGGUUCCAGGCUCUAGUCCUAGAUUCAGUGUUUCUCGACAAGGUAAUGAAAUGGCUUCACAAACUGGACCUAAAAUCGAGGGAACGACUUCUGUUUAUAACUUCAAUGCCUAUACUGGCACGUUGUUUUUUUAA